Ilyonectria robusta is the source of this 454-nucleotide messenger RNA. RefSeq lists its product as uncharacterized. The annotation marks the transcript as partial. The transcript has a single exon. Lineage: Eukaryota; Fungi; Ascomycota; Sordariomycetes; Hypocreales; Nectriaceae. The record is from RefSeq and is a predicted model, not a curated record.
CGACCUUCAAGGGACUCCCCAGUAGGACCGUAUGCAGGGUUCGAAAACCGGUGAGCGGUUCGUUGUGGGGUAGACGUCUUCUAGACGGUGAUGGGUGCAGUCCACCAAGUACUCCAUACCAACCAUACAGUAAGUCCGCCAUGUCACACCAGGGGUCUGGCUCGCCUGCCCGCGCAGCCGGAGCUGUUGGCUGCGACGGACUGCAGCCUCCAUCCGGGGCAUCCACGGCCCCUUGAAAUGCCAAAUCUCAAUCCUCAUGUCAUGGCUUCAUUUUGUGCUCACCAACAGCCAAGACCGCAGUCGCACCCGGCACUUCUGCUGCGCAAUGGCCGCCACAGCAGUAACUAGGGGAGCACGUCAACGAUGACCCCUCUCACACCUUACAUCCCACGCCGGACCAGGUUGGCAUCGUGACAGAGCGUGGGGUUUCCCGGUCACACACGUGGAAUUGGCG